This is a messenger RNA of Bradysia coprophila, 3838 nucleotides long. RefSeq lists its product as uncharacterized. Gene Ontology annotation, biological process: G protein-coupled receptor signaling pathway; cell surface receptor signaling pathway. NCBI's taxonomy places the organism in Eukaryota, Metazoa, Arthropoda, Insecta, Diptera, Sciaridae. The record is from RefSeq and is a predicted model, not a curated record. Gene Ontology annotation, cellular component: membrane. Gene Ontology annotation, molecular function: G protein-coupled receptor activity.
AUGUCUUUGUCGAUUGAUCAAACAAAAAGGUUUACAUUCAAAGAAUUUGCCUUGUUUGCCAGUGUGCUGUUUAUAAUCGGUCAACAAAUUGUAGCAGGAACGGAUUUCUGGUGUCCAGAAGAAACGCUUACUUGGGGACCAGAUGAUAAACCAAUCACUUGGCCAGAGACCAUUGCAAGUGAUAAAAAAAUUGCCUCCGACUGUAUCGCCAGUUCGAAGCUAUUGCUGGCCAGAAACUGUGACAGCGGAUUAAGGGACUGGAAUCCCAAUCUUGACGAUACUAAAACGCAAUGUGUGUAUUACCGAGAGUCAUAUGACGACUACGUCAGCUGUCCGCCUGGUUACAUCGAAUCCAAAAUAGGUGACUGGUGCUAUCAAAAAAUAAAUUCCCAGUCCUGGACCGACCUUUGCCUGAAAACUGGUGCAUCUUCUUUAUCCUUUCUUGAUCUAAGUUUCGACGAACAGUUCAACAUCUUACAAGAAUUACAAUCGCAUGCUUCCAAGGGAAAUGUGGGACUGCCAGCUAAGAAUACGAUCCCUAAUGUCGAAAUUGACAAUACGACAGAGAAAGUUGAACUGCGAUGGCUACUACCUGCAAAAUAUGGCUCAAUAUUAAGGCUAAGCAACAAUUCGUUUAAAGUUACUUGCGGUGGCUAUCAAAAUUUGUGCUUCGAUACGUGUUUGUCGAUAAAUCCAUCGCAAAGUACCGCUGACAUGCCAUUUCAGCUGACUCUUGAAACUUGUGAUAACAUAAAUAGCGUGCUAUGUGUUAGCAGAAGAAACUCGUUCGUUCGUGACAUGGGAUGCUCUACAAAAGACUAUUAUCGUGUUGGAUAUUCAACCAGCAACACUUUCAGUUAUUCCAUAAAAAUCUUUGACACACCGUUAACGAUUGAUGGAUAUAGUCCGGGAUCAAUUACAGAGUUCCACUGCGAAGGAAACAAAUUGUUCCGCAUGGACACUGUGGAAUAUUUUACAAUAUAUCGGCAGUUGGCUUCUAUCGUCAAUUUGACAAUGAAGGAGCGAUGUUUGUUUGGGGCAUCCCCGUUUAGUGAUGUUGUAACGUAUAAUUACUGGGGUCAUGCAGAUCCCUACGAGAUUAAAUUUACAAAUUGGGAUAAAAGUGUGGAUCUUAGUACAGUUCAAUCGAGAUCCGAUAGUUUCUUGACCGUAAAUUCUCAAGGCGAAUGGAGUUGGGAGGAAAGUGCUACAUGCAUAGUUUGUGCUAUGGAUGAUACUCCAACGUUGAGUCAAUUAAUUUUAGAAUUUAGCACUCUCGACUCUAAAUUAACACUACGCGUGGUUGGUCGAGAGAAUUUAUGGAGAGAAGACAAUACCCAGCUGGGAUUUUUAUGUUUUGCUCUAAUCGGUAACAAUUACGCUGAAGUUCAUGUAGAAGCUACUUCUCAAGGUUCAUUUUCGUUAGCAAAUGUCGGUGCUGGUUCGUACUGGUGCUCAGGCCAUCUCAUUCAAACGAUCGAUUUAAUCCAAUCAAAUAGUGUGGCUGCGUUCGGAAUGGUCUUUGCGUUUGAUAUUCAAUAUCAUUGCGAAGCAGAGUGUGUCCAGCCAUUUGACGUAAUGGGAAAAUUUGAUAAAUUUCUAAGCUCAUUCUUGAGCGAAGCACCAAUAAAAAUCGACGAUUCACGUUACAUAGAUUCCGCAGAUAACAUUCCUCCAAACGUAAGGUUAAUGUUUCAUGUGAUGAUGUCGACCGAAGAAGAAAUUUCGCACGACAGUGAAUUCAAUGAAAUUAGUCUUCCUGAUGAUGAACUCUAUACGUACUAUAUCUUAAAAGUAUUGCAAGGUCUACCGUCAGAUCUUGAUGGUUUUCCAUUCGAUGACCUGCUCAUUGCGUCUAGAGAAUUCUGUUUACCCGAUACAUUGGCGACUCCGAAUUUGAAUUGGAAAGCUGCCAAGGUUGGAGAAACGAUUGAGUUGUCGAAAAUGGACUUCACGUUUACGCGCACAUGCUCGAGAAAUGGCACAAAGGGAGCGGUCUGGGAUGAUUAUCAGAUCAAACCUAACAAACACACUGCAAUUAGUCGUAGUUUGACAGAGUUACAUAACAACUUUCGUUCCACACAGCAAAUACCGGAAGUUUUAUCCAACCUUUCUACGACACUUCAAAAUGUUACAUUGGACGUAGCUGACGUUUUCAUAGUUAGUGAAAUUAUUGAAAAAGUUUCCGAGUUUCUGACAGCGGAUCAGGUCGGUUUGUUAGGCUGUGAGUUGCAAAAUGUCUUCGAUAUUUUCAAUGAUCUCAUGUUAAUUUCGGAAGAUGUUGCUGCCACAACAUCCAGCCAACUGAAUUCCACCAACAGUCUGUUAGCGUCACUUGACGAAAUACUUAUCAACCAAGCCCAGAAUAUGCCUGACCGUGAUCCAUCGUCGAUUGGAAUUUUAUCCAUAAAAAAUUCAUUUAUAGCCAAUUACAUCAUUGAUCCCUCAGUCAACGGUUACAGUGGCAUUGCAUUAUUUGAUGCAGAUCAAACAACAGAUGACGAAGAUUUUCUCAGUUAUGCUGUCCAAUAUCUAAAACCUAAUCGGUCACUAGAGACCAUAUUGCUGGACAAAGAAGUAAUUUUAGCGUCGUUCGUGCCACAGGAAUUGAUUGAAACGUGGAAGAAUCCGAAAAUAAUUUUUACUCUUUUCUUUAACGAUAUUCUAUUUCAAAAGGACGAAAAACAGUUUAAUCCCGAUGGCAGUAUCAUUUCGUUGUCAAUUUUGAAUUCCAAUCCGAAAUUGUCAAGUUCAAUUCCGUUCUUCUACAAAGCCAACACUACACUUUACCGUCGUGCUAGCUAUGCGUCCGAACAAUUCUGUGGACAUUGGAGCUUAUCAGACAGUGAGUGGGAUGGCAGUGGAUGUCUCUUCAAUAAUCUUUCUCUUCAAAGAACGGAUACAAUUUUGUGUGAAUGUUCACAUCUCACGCAUUUCGGUAAUUUGGUCAACACUGACAAUAGGCACAGCGAAAAUGACGAGAAGGCUUUAAACCUAAUAACAUUGAUUGGAUGUUCAUUGUCAUUAGCAGGAAUAAUCGGCAUUUUUCUAACUGCAAUAAUAUUUCGUAGCUGGCGCAGUAAAUCGAGUUCCAAGUUUCUACUUCAAUUAUCAGCUGCCAUUGCCGUUCAAAUGAUUUUAUUGAUUUUCAUAAAUUCAAACGACGAUGUGCUGACGAUCAUUUCGAAGAAUCUGUACGGUUGUAUAGCGAUUGGAGCGUUGGUGCACUACUCGAUUCUAGUGAUGUUCUUUUGGAUGCUAAUCGUGGCGUACUUACAAUUCAUUCGCUAUGUGAUCGUUUUUAAUCAGAUUGCAACUGCCAACUUUCUUUUAAAAUCCUCCAUCUUCGGAUGGGGCAUGCCUAUGCUACCUGUAUUCAUUGUUGUAGCGGUCGACCCAACAUCGUACAUUCCUUCUUCAAAUAUUCGGUUUUGUUACCCCAGUGGUCUUGGUUUGUGGUUCGGCCUUCUGGUACCCAUAAUUUUAAUUGUCAUUGCUAACAUGGUUGUCUUCAUCGCAGUUAUUGUCAGUUUAGUUAAAGGUUCCAGUAAAAGUGCUGCCUGUAAAGUUAGCGACAAAAAUGAGGCGAUAUGGUCUCAAUUGCGAUUGUCAGUGUUUCUGUUUUUCGUAUUGGGACUGUCGUGGAUUUUCGCCUUUCUGUCCAGUUACUCCGUUUUGUUUUCAUAUCUAUUCUGUUUGACUGCAACAUUUCAGGGACUCGUUUUAUUUUUCUAUUUUGUAAUACUUGACCCGGUUGCGAGAAAUUUGUGGCAUCGGCUCUUGAGGAGAUUUUGUUGCUACAGAAAGAGUAAGUAGUAAGCAUUUUGGGCCCAAAGUU